UCCUCUUCAGCAUUGGAGAUGGAGAUCUUCCAGUACAUUGAUGCACAUCAAAGUGAUUUCAUCAAGGAUCUGAAGGAAUGGGUGGCUGUGGAAAGUGAUUCUGUUCAACCACAUCUGAGGAAAGAAGUGAUGCGAAUGAUGGCAUUGGCAGCAGACAGGCUUGCAGCGCUGGGAGCCACUGUUAAUUUAGUCAGCUUGGGGUCACAUCAGCUGCCUGAUGGCCAAGUCCUCCCACUGCCUUCUGUGAUUCUUGGGGAGCUGGGGAAGGAUCCACAAAACCCCACUGUAUGUUUCUACGGUCACGUGGAUGUGCAGCCUGCCAAGAAGGAAGAUGGCUGGAACACUGACCCCUACACACUGACUGAAAUCGAUGGAAACCUCUAUGGGCGUGGUGCAACAGACAAUAAGGGACCUGUCCUAGCUUGGAUAAAUGCAGUGGAAACAUUUAGAGCCUUGAAAUUAGUAGACAACUUGUGGCUCAGCAACAAGAAGCCUGCCCUUACCUAUGGCAGUCGGGGAAAUGCCUGCUUUUUUGUGGAGGUUGAAUGUGGCAGCAAGGACCUUCACUCUGGAACUUUUGGAGGCAUCGUUCACGAGCCGCUGCUGGACCUGAUAGCGCUGCUGGACAGCCUUGUGGAUUCCACAGGUCACAUUCAGAUCCCUGGAAUCUAUGACAGUGUUGCUGCCCUGACAGAGGAGGAAAGGAAAUUAUAUGAAUUGAUUGAAUUUGAUCUAGAGGAACAUAGAAAUAACUGUGGUGUGAAAAAAUUCCUCUAUGACACCAAGGAAGAAAUACUUCUACACCUGUGGCGUUACCCUUCUCUCUCUAUUCAUGGGAUUGAAGGAGCUUUCCAUGAACCAGGCAUUAAAACAGUCAUUCCAGCAAAAGUAAUUGGCAAAUUCUCAAUCCGUCAGGUCCCCCACAUGGACCUUUCAGUUGUGAAAAAGCAGGUGGUGGAACACUUGGAGGGUGUCUUUUCCAAGAGGAACAGUCCAAACAAACUGAAAGUGUCCAUGCCUUUGGGGGCAAAGCCCUGGCUUGCUGAUGUUAAUGAUGUACUAUACAAAGCAGCAAGAAGGGCAAUAAAAACAGUUUUUGGAGAAGAUCCAGAUUUCAUUCGUGAUGGCUCAACAAUUCCUGUUGCCAGAAUGUUUCAGACUGUAACACAGAAAAGUGUGAUGAUGCUUCCGAUAGGAGCGGCCGAUGCUGGGGAGCAUUCCCAGAAUGAGAAAAUAAGCAGACACAACUACAUUGAAGGAACCAAAUUGUUUGCAGCUUUUUUCCUGGAGAUAUCAAAACUACAUCGGAACUUACAUGAAACUUCCCACACAGAGACUAUCAACUGACAGACCAUGU
Molecule: messenger RNA, 1357 nt
Organism: Ficedula albicollis (Collared flycatcher)
Lineage: Eukaryota; Metazoa; Chordata; Aves; Passeriformes; Muscicapidae
Gene: CNDP1
Product: carnosine dipeptidase 1 (metallopeptidase M20 family)
Exons: 11
Coding region: 19-1347 (442 amino acids)
Biological process (GO): proteolysis
Cellular component (GO): cytosol
Molecular function (GO): dipeptidase activity
Source: RefSeq, a predicted model, not a curated record